Molecule: messenger RNA, 1768 nt
Organism: Lycium ferocissimum
Lineage: Eukaryota; Viridiplantae; Streptophyta; Magnoliopsida; Solanales; Solanaceae
Product: LOB domain-containing protein 36-like
Exons: 5
Coding region: 450-1409 (319 amino acids)
Source: RefSeq, a predicted model, not a curated record
ACUCCUCUCUAUGUCUCUCUCUAUCACAUUCAUCUAUCUAUGAUGAAACUAUAUAAAAAAAAUCUUGGUUUUCUCAUUUCUUGUUUCUUAUUCUUCUUCUUCUAGUGGGAUCGUGAAAUUUGAAGAUCGGAUCAAGAGCUUUCGAAUUCCAACCCUAGACCUCCACUCUCUCCUAUGAACCAAGAUGAAAUGAGUUGAAGAGAGGGAGAGAGAGAGAGAGAGAAGGUUAAAGAGUGAUCUCAAUAGGGUUUUCAGCAAAAGAAAGGAUAAAAUAAAGUGGUUCCAUAAGGAAGGAUUUUCGCGUUUGGAAUCUCUCAGAAGAAACCACUAGUGUAUGAUUUUGAUAUAAAAGAAGUCCGUGGUCUUGAUAGAUCCGUAAAGAAAAGAUUUCUUGCAUUCCAAGUUUAUCAAGUUUUAGAGAGAGAAAAGCGACAGUGAGGAGCCAAAGGAUGUCAUCUUCCAAUUCACCAUGCGCAGCGUGCAAAUUCUUACGCCGAAAAUGUACCCAAGAAUGUGUCUUCGCACCAUAUUUCCCUCCAGAUCAGCCACAGAAAUUCGCAAAUGUCCACAAAGUCUUCGGUGCCAGUAAUGUUGCUAAACUCCUGAACGAACUCAAUGCUGCUCAACGCGAAGAUGCAGUGAAUUCCCUUGCCUAUGAGGCUGAGUAUCGCCUUCGAGACCCAGUUUACGGGUGUGUUGGGCUUAUUUCAUUACUUCAACAUAAGCUCAAGCAAGUUCAGGAUGAUUUGUUGAACGCUAAAAAGGAACUAGCUGGGUACCUUGGUCCAUCAGCAAUGAUACACCCUAUUCUUCAAAAUCCAGGGUUUAUGCAACAGCAUCAUAUGAAUGCUCCUUCUUCAAGUACUAUGAUGCCUUUUAACAUGAACCCAAUUUUAGGAAUGCCAACUGGGGUCCCACAUGGUGGUCAAUUGAUGAUUCGUGAACCUCAGCAACAGCAACAGCAACAACAAGCAAUUGAAGCUCAACAAUUUGCAGCAGCUAUGGCUGCAAGGGAACAAGAGAUGCUUAGGAAUUAUGAGCAACAACAGCAACACCAUCCUUCUCAUCAACAGCAACACCAUCCUUCUCAUCAACAGCAACAAGAUAUGGCAAGGUUUAACAGUGGAUUUGAUUCAACUGGAUCGGUGACAGCUACUGGAUUUCAUCAAAUGAGUACAUCCGCAACACCUUCCUUGGUUUUGUCUGGCACCUAUGAGAAUCCUUAUAAUCUGUUUCCGCCACAGCAACAGCAGACACAACAGGAGCAUUCUCAACAGAUUCAUCUUCAGCCUCAGCUAUUGCUACAGCAACAACAGCAGCAGCAGCCACCGCAGCAACCAGAGACCCCAAGGCAGCAACAGAGGGACAAAACUGAAGAGGAGGGAAGGAGCGGUGGUCCUUCAUGUUGACAGCUUUAUUAUUCUACAUUUUUUGAUCUUGCAAGUUGAUGGGGGCAUACAAACGUAUAAAGAGACAUGAAAUACAAGAACCGAGAUUAUGAUGUACAAAGAGACAUGAGAGAUAGUAGGAGAGAGAAAUGAGUAUUUUCAACUUGAGCAUUACAGUUCUUAGGUAUAAUGUCUUUCUUAGACUUCUUUCCUUCUCCAAAUUUUCUAUUGAUCAAGACCCUUGGGAGUUUUGAAGGUACAUUUUUCAAGGUUUAGAAGCAGCAAUUAAAACAGUGUUGUCUUUCUUUACCUGUAGAUGCUUACUUUGUCUCGCUACAUACAUAUAUAGAGUUAAUACAUGCAGUAUAUACUUUAUAGCA